AUGGCGGACACCGCCCACACCGUCCUGUCACCGCGCGGCGGACACAGCCCACAUGUCCCGAGGCACGUGGCGCACAUCGCCCACCCCGGCUUGGGAUCUCUGCGGCAGGGCCCGGCCCGUCCUGGAACACAUGGGGGGUGGGGCCUGCCCGUCCCAGUCCCAGGACCCGCAGCAGACACCGGACGCCUGCCCCAGCCCCAAGACCCGCCACGGGCCCAGCCUGCCCGUCCCGGAACACGUGGCAGACAUCGCCCGCCCGACCCCACCCCGACCCCGCGGGAACAGCAGCGGGCCCAGCCCACCCCACCCAGAACACGUGGUGGACAUCAACCGCCUGCCCCGGUCCCCAUGAACCACGGCGUGCCCGGCCCGCCCGUCCCGGAACAUGUGGCAGUCAUGGCCCGCCCGCCCCGGUCCACGGAACUGAGGAACCACGGUAGGCCCAGCCCUCCCGUCCGGAACAUAUGGCAGACAUUACCUGCCCACCCUGGUCCUGGGAACCGUGGCGGGCCCAGCCCGCCAGUCCCGGAACAGGUGGUGGACAUCACCCCGCCCACCCAUCCAAGGGCACAUGGCGGACAUCGCCAGCCUGCUCGGGACCAUGCGGCGAGCCCUCCCGGAACACGUGGCGGACAUGGUUUGCCCACCCUGGUCCCAGGAAGAGAGGCGGGCCAAGCCCACCGAUCCCAGGGCAUGCGGCGGAAAUUGCCUGCCCAUCCCGGGCGACACGUGGCGGACACCGCCCACCUCGUCCCAGGGCACGUGGCGGACAUCGCCCACCUGUCCCGUCACCUACGGUGGACACCGCCCACUCAUCCCACGGCACGUGGCGGACAUCACCCACCCGCCCCGGGAUCAGCAGCAGGCCGGCCCGCCCGUCCCAGAACACAUGGGGGCCCCACCGUCCCUGUACAGGACCUGCGGCAGACAUCGACGCCCGCCCUGGUCCAGGACCCGCGGCGGCCCGGCCCGCCCCCCCUGUCCCUGAACACAUGGCCGACAUCACCCAUCGCGCGGCGGGUCCGGGAAUGGCAGCGGGCCCGGCCCUCCCAUCCCAGAACAAAGCAGUCAGUCGCAUCGCCCUCCCCAGGACCCGAGGCGGACACCUCCCGCCCGUCCAGAACACGUGGUGGACAUUGCCCACCUGCCCCCCUGAUCUCGAGAACCAUGGCGGGCGCCCGUCCCGCCCAUCCCAGAACACGUGGUGGACAUCAGCCGCCCGCCCGGUCCCGGGACCAUGGCGGGCCCGGCCCACCCAUACCCAAAUUGCCUGAGCCCAUCCCGGGACACGUGGCGGACAACGCCCCCACCCCCCCUCACUCCACCCUGGGAUCUGCGCUGGUCCUGGCCGCCCGUCCCAGGACACCAUGGCAGACAUCGCCCCACGCCCGCUCCCAUAACCCUCCACGGGCCUGGGAUGCCCAUCCACCCGGGUCACAUGGAGGACAUCACCCGCCCGCCCUGGACCCAUGGCAGGCCUGGCCCACCUGUCCCAUGACAUGUGGCGGACAUUGCCCACCCACCCCGAGACAAGCAGCGGGCCCGGCCCACCCGUCCGGUACAAUGGCAGACAUCGCCCGCCCAUUCCGGGACACGCAGUUCUCUCAAUCCUACUUCUUGUCCUGGGCCCUCUACGGAUCCUACUGA
This is a messenger RNA of Macrobrachium nipponense, 1647 nucleotides long. RefSeq names its product basic proline-rich protein-like. The coding region runs from base 1 to 1647 and encodes 548 amino acids. Lineage: Eukaryota; Metazoa; Arthropoda; Malacostraca; Decapoda; Palaemonidae. The record is from RefSeq and is a predicted model, not a curated record. The transcript is spliced from 3 exons.